AUGGACGACCCGCAGGUUAUCCUCGGCACCUCCAGGAGCGAUAUGCUCGCCUGCUUGGAGCGCGACGGCCAGGACCCUGCAACGCUGGACCUCGGCUCAAACAUGAUGCUCCACUUCGUAAGCCCAGUCCUCGAGUUCCUCCUCAUCAUGUGGAGCCAAACCGGAGUGCGCCUCCGCCUCGUCAGCCACAGCCUGUGGUGCCUUCAGCUGGCCUUCACCUACUUGGAGUACAUCGACGUGGUGGAUGCCCCUCUCCUGGAGAGGCUCUUGCAGUGCGAAACUGUUGGCGAGGGGGGGAUGAAGUCCACCAUGGAGCGCUCUGAGAUCAAGAUUGGGCGUGCACCUAAUCUGCGUCUGCCGGGAUAUCUUCUGCCAGGAGAGCAACAGUUGGUGGCUGGGAGCAGGGAGAACAUUGUCCCUACUGUCAAGAUUUUGGGCAUAGAGGUGCAGUUUGGUGUCCGCAAUGUUGUCAAGAAAGUGUCUGCCUUCCUCAGAUGCUUCCCCAACCUGGAUACGCUCCAUGUCCAUUCCCCUCCCAUAUCUGAAGAGUCCACUGGCAAGGUGAAUCUCAAGUUCUGGCAGGAGGGCGGUCCCAUCAAAUGCGUCGUGCAGAGCGUGAAGAAGGUGUUCUUCUACGAGUUCCAGGGGUCGAGAAGCGAGGUUGCUUUCCUCAAGUUCAUCGCGGAGAGAGGGCGGGUGCUGGAGCGGAUGGUGGUUGUGGUGUCCAGCAAGUGUUUCUCCUCGUCCUCGGUGGGUAAUGCGGACGCCAAAUUGAUGCCUCUGAUGAGCGCAAAGUGGAACAACAAAGCAUGCAAACUAGAGCUAUUCAGGAGCGGACGCGAGGACGCUGAAGGUCCAGUUUACUCCCACGAGCUAGCUUCUGAUUUCGAGUUUGCUGACCCUUUUGACCUCGAGGACUACAUGAAGCAGAACGGGUCUCUGCAAGUUAAUUAG
Triticum turgidum subsp. durum (durum wheat) is the source of this 954-nucleotide messenger RNA. Lineage: Eukaryota; Viridiplantae; Streptophyta; Magnoliopsida; Poales; Poaceae. The record is from the annotation of a GenBank genome assembly.